AGGGAGGUAGGUACAUCAAUCAAUUAAUCUAGGUCCUACAUAUCAAUGCAUAUACCUGCCCAGAUGCCUACAGUAUCAUCCAAUGGUACCUACGGUAGCUUUGUGCGGCGCAGUUCAGGUAACAAGUGCUAACCAACCCCUCAACGCCACAUCGCGACGAAUCUAGUCGUCGGCUCCGGUUGAUCGGCAAUUCCACAAAAGCCUUCGACAUUCAUAUCUCUUCGCCCUCUUCAUACCUAGUCCUUUUGCUCCACCUAGCAGACUGGAAGAUACCAGAUCUAUCUAAUCCUUACCUACCCUUACCUACUAUUCUCUGCGACCGAACUAGCCCGAGAUGGCCAAGUUGGACUUCGACCUCAAUCGGGACGUGCCUGUGCUCACGGGCAAGGUCAUCUUAAUCACAGGUGGCACAAAUGGACUUGGUGCCGCCGCAGCUACGAUGCUGGCGAGCCGAAAUCCUGCCAAGAUCUACAUCACAGGGCGAAAUGAGUCCUCGGCGCAGCGCGUCAUCGACAACAUAAAGUCUAGCGGUUCAAGCACCGAGAUAGUCUGGAUACGAUGCGAUCACACCGAUCUAGCGACCGUCAAAGAAGCUGCGGAGACCAUCUUGGCUAAAGAAUCCCGCCUCGACGUGCUCAUGACGAACGCUGGCAUCAUGGCGCUCCCACCCGGCCUUACCAAGGACGGAUACGAGCUGCAUUUCGGGAUCAACCACGUCGCGCAUGCCCUUAUUAUCCAAAAGUUGCUCGGCCUGCUGCAGAAGACGGUAAAGGAGCACGGCGAGGCCCGUAUCAUCCCCAUAUCCAGCCUGGCUCUCGUUCUAGCGCCGCGAGGACACGGGAUCGUUUUUGACGAUCUCAAGACCACCCAGGCAUACUGGCUCCUCGGCAGGUGGCAACGAUACGCCCAGAGCAAGCUAGCUAAUCUGCUAUACGGCCGGGAACUGGCUCGUAGGUACCCCGAGAUUCUUACGUUGAUAGUCGAUCCGGGUCCGAGCAACACAGGACUGGUUUCGAGCCUGUCACUCCUGGAUAAGAUGAUCGUGUACCUUGGAAACAUAAACAAAUUCCUCGAAGACGACCAAGGCCACUGGAACCAAGUAUGGGCUGUCGGGGUGCCUAAGGAUAAGGCGAAGCAGGGGGAGUUUUACGAGCCGGUCGGUAUACCAACCCAGAGUUACACGCAUUGGUGUCUGGAUCAGAAACUGGCGGAGAAGCUGUGGGACUGGACGGAAGAGCAGCUCAAGCCAUGGUUGACGUAGCGAGGGGGACGGUGAAAACGUAUUGUAGGUGCUGAGUACCUAGAUAGUAGGUAGCUAGGUAUGUAAGUUGGUACCUAGUAGGGAGGUACUCGGUUCCCCGGUAGGUAGGUAGGUAGGUAGUUACCUACUACCUAGGUUCCCAGCAUAUUGGUUGAUUUCAGGAUGUAUGAAUUGGAUUUUGGCUUCGCGACAGCAUUCGAACUUGGCGAAGCGAGCUCUGCUCACAUAGUUGGCACCGAACACUUUUGGGA
Annulohypoxylon maeteangense is the source of this 1512-nucleotide messenger RNA. Its product is annotated as NAD(P)-binding protein. The coding region runs from base 335 to 1261 and encodes 308 amino acids. The transcript has 2 exons. NCBI's taxonomy places the organism in Eukaryota, Fungi, Ascomycota, Sordariomycetes, Xylariales, Hypoxylaceae. The record is from RefSeq and is a predicted model, not a curated record.